Elephantulus edwardii (Cape elephant shrew) is the source of this 432-nucleotide messenger RNA. It is a transcript of the gene CHCHD10, whose product is annotated as coiled-coil-helix-coiled-coil-helix domain containing 10. The record is from RefSeq and is a predicted model, not a curated record. The transcript has 4 exons. Lineage: Eukaryota; Metazoa; Chordata; Mammalia; Macroscelidea; Macroscelididae. Gene Ontology annotation, cellular component: mitochondrion; nucleus. Gene Ontology annotation, biological process: mitochondrion organization. The coding region runs from base 1 to 432 and encodes 143 amino acids.
AUGCCCCGGGGAAGCCGCAGCGUGGCUGCCCGGCCAGCUAGCCGUCCAGCGGCACCUGCCGCCCGCCCGCCCGCACCUGCACAGCCCUCGGCUCCGGCCCCGGCCCCCGUGGCUUCAGGACAGCCAGGUCUCAUGGCCCAGAUGGCGUCCACUGCCGCCGGGGUGGCCGUGGGCUCGGCCGUGGGACACGUGGUGGGCAGUGCCCUGACCGGAGCCUUCAGCGGGGGAAGCUCGGAGCCUCCUGCGCAGCCUACCACCCAGCAGGUCCCCACACGUGGCACUCCACAGCCCCAACAGCUGGGGCCUUGUGCCUAUGAGAUCAGGCAGUUCCUGGACUGCUCAACCACCCAGAGUGACCUGACCUUGUGUGAGGGAUUCAGCGAGGCCCUGAAGCAGUGCAAAUACAACCAUGGUCUAAGUGCCCUCCCCUGA